Amborella trichopoda is the source of this 1630-nucleotide messenger RNA. RefSeq names its product putative polygalacturonase At1g80170. Lineage: Eukaryota; Viridiplantae; Streptophyta; Magnoliopsida; Amborellales; Amborellaceae. Gene Ontology annotation, molecular function: polygalacturonase activity. Gene Ontology annotation, biological process: carbohydrate metabolic process. The record is from RefSeq and is a predicted model, not a curated record.
AUGCAAUGAAGAACCAUUGAUUUCUCUCUCUUCUUUGGCCUCUCUCACUCUUCCAAAGCAUUUCCAAUCCCACUCUCAUUGUUUUCAAUGGCUCAAUACACAAUUUUUUAUCUAUUCAUUUGUUGGGGUUUGGCUGGUCUAUGUGGGGCUAGCAUUCUUCCCUUAUCGGACUCAAAUUCUACUUCCCAGAGCUUUGAUGUCAUGGAUUAUGGAGCCAAGGGUGAUGGCAUGGAAGAUGACACUGCUGCAUUUGCCAAGGCAUGGGGUGCCACUUGCCAUACAAAAGGCUCACCGGAGAUGAUAAUUCCAUCAGGAAACUUGUUCAGGGUUGGACCAAUUGAGUUUUUAGGACCAUGUCAAUCCAAUGAUGUUCAUGUUAUUGUGGAAGGAGAUAUUGUGGCGCCACCUCCUUCUUUAUGGAAAGAUGCCAAUUUAAGAACAUGGCUUGUAUUCUCCCAUGUUAAUGGGCUCACAGUUGAUGGGUCUGGAAAAAUAGAUGGCCAUGGCGCUGCUUGGUGGGCUCAGCCUUGGAGGCAAAAGAAGGGACGUAUAUGUACAAAUCCAACGGCAUUUACAUUAGAGCAUUCAAGUGAUGUGAGGGUGAAUGGGCUCAAUAUUGUGAACGGCCAACAAAAGCAUGUAGGCAUAAAGCAAUCCACAUGUGUUACUAUCUCUAAUCUCACCAUAGAGGCACCAGGAGAUAGCCCUAACACGGAUGGGAUUUACAUACGAGGCUGUAGAUCCGUGACCAUAGAGAAUUGUAGCAUAGGAACAGGAGAUGAUUGCAUCACUGUUGGAUCUGGAACCUUUGAUCUCAAUAUCUCUCAUAUAGUUUGUGGCCCUGGUCAUGGCAUAAGUAUCGGAAGUUUGGGAAAGGGAGGAGAAAAAGGAAAUGUUCAAGGUGUGCACGUGAAAGACAUUAACAUGACAGGAACAAGAAAUGGAGCCCGGAUUAAGACCUGGCAGGGAGGGGCUGGGACCGUAAGUAACAUUACCUUUGAAAGAAUAACCAUGGACAAUGUGGACCAUCCGAUUAUCAUCGACCAAUACUAUUGUGAUUCUGACAAUCGUUGUCAAAAUGCAACAUCAGCUGUUCAAGUGAAUGGGGUGAAAUUUAUUGGAGUAAGGGGAACUUCAGUCAGACCAGUGGCAGUCACAUUGGCUUGCUCUACGAGUGUGGCCUGCACUAAUAUCUUUCUUGAUGGCAUAGACCUAAAAACAGUUGAUGGGAAUGACACUAUGUCUUAUUGCCUCAACGCCUUUGGCUCAGCCAAUGGCCAAAUCAAUCCCGAGCCAUGUUUCGGAUGAUCCAUUACUUCUUUCUCUCAUCUUCUAGGGAUUUGAUAGGAGGCUUUGGAUCUCAAUCUUCUUAGGGUUUUAGCAUGGUCACUCUAGAACUUAGUCUUGAACUAACUGGUUCAAGCUUUUAACCCCCUAGGUCAAAGAAUUUGCAUACGACAAAUGUGACUCUUUCCUCAGAGUUUCAUCUGGUCAUUGAGGAAAGGGAAUCGGCAGACACACUACUCUUUUGUAUGAAAAAUUACAUAGAAACAAUACUAAAAGGAUUAAUAUACAAACCAUUGUAGCCCAAUUUAUAAUAAUAAUGACUAGUUCUCAUUUCUUUUUUUCA